AUGUGCGAAGGAGCGGCUACUCAGUUGCUGGACUCGCAGUGUUUCAAGCCGGUCGAGCCGGAGGACACCCAGUGCGAGAAGCCGGUGGAGCCGGAAGAGCAAGCCCCCAAGACGCCCGACGCGGUCCUGCCGCAAUUUCCGGCCGCGGUUGAGCCGCAGCCCUCACCCAGCAAAGGUGCAGUUGUAGCGCCAACUUGCUGCCUGUGCGGCAAGCCGAUGCCGAAGGCGGUGGACCUCAGCCGCUUCGGCAAGAGGCACUGUCUGCUCUGCGCGGCCACCAACACGAUGGCUGCGGUGGAGCGCGCAGCGCGGUCGGGCCGCUUGAGCUGGGAGGUGGCGAAGGCCUCUUUGGAGGAGGUCUUGGUGAGAAAGAGGGUGAGGGAGGAGGAGCACGCCCUCGGCGGACCCUUCCUGCCGCUCAAAGUGUGGCUUCAGCAAGGCUACGAGGAAGCCCAGGUCCUGGCGGGCAACUACGAGUGGUCGCCUCAACUGGGCCACACUUACCAAGUCCAGGUGCACACUGCUGUUGAGCGCGACCUUCACACAGAGGUGCGGAAGCUGCUCCUGCAGCGGGAGUCGCUGUGCAGCCAGCGCAAGGGCACCAAGCGCAAGGCUGAGGUGGAGCCUCAAGCGCUGGAGCAGGAGCCCGCUUGGGACGUGCCGGUGGUUUCGGCAGCACCGUCGUCGACGGUAGAGCAGUCCAGCUCGACAAAGCUCUCCAAAGCCGAGGCCAAAGCAGCCAAGGAGGAGCAGAAGAAGCAGGACAAGCUGACGAAGGCCGCUCAAAAGGCUUCCGAGUCGCUGUUGGCUGCAGCGACAAAAAACUUGCCGGUGGUCCGGCAGACGGAAGAGCGCCUCCGCAAAGCGACCUCCCAGGCCGAGGUUGUCCUCGGGGAG
Symbiodinium necroappetens is the source of this 897-nucleotide messenger RNA. The record is from the annotation of a GenBank genome assembly. NCBI's taxonomy places the organism in Eukaryota, Dinophyceae, Suessiales, Symbiodiniaceae.